Molecule: messenger RNA, 5943 nt
Organism: Magnusiomyces paraingens
Lineage: Eukaryota; Fungi; Ascomycota; Dipodascomycetes; Dipodascales; Dipodascaceae
Exons: 3
Coding region: 1-5943 (1980 amino acids)
Biological process (GO): negative regulation of TORC1 signaling; positive regulation of autophagy; intracellular signal transduction
Cellular component (GO): GATOR1 complex
Molecular function (GO): GTPase activator activity
Source: RefSeq, a predicted model, not a curated record
AUGAGAUGGCCUUCCAACGAAGCUUCUGCUCAAAACACUGAUAAAACAGUCGACCAGGGAGAUACAUUUUUGACUCCUCAGUGGACUAAUGAUCCUUCAUUGCAAACUAGCAGCAAUAAAUUUCAUUCUUCUAACAAAAUUCCUUUUCAUACAUCUAAAAAUGUCGCUAGUUUCAAUCUACCAUCACAUCCACAACAUCGCAACUCUAUUCCUGCUUUAGGUAUUCAUGAUCAGUUUUCCAAUAUUUCAGAAAACAAUGGUGCUGGAGGUUUUUCUGAAAAUAUUUCCGGUGGAUUUUCUACUGGUGGAGUCAACAGCUCUCCGACUACAGAUGACGCUAUAAAAAACAAAAAAUAUCAAGCAAAGGAAGUUCAACUUGUAUCCUGGUCACAUGCUCAUACAAUAUCCGAGGAAGACGUUAUGGUUGAUAUAACUUUACUACCUAAAGAUACUAAAGAGGGUGAUAUUGCUGAACUUCGAAGCCCUGAAAAUGGUCUUAGAUUUUAUUUUAUAGUAAAGCCAUUAAAUGAAGAGCUCAUGAAAAUCACCCCUCCCGUUCAGAUUUCUCUCAAAGAAGAACUUAAAAAAAUUUUUGAUAUUCCAUCACGCUCAAAAGUAUUAGUUAAAUUGUUGCCUUCCGAAAAAGCUAAAGCAGAUGCAAUCGAACUUCGAUUUAAAGAUACCUAUUUGACAAGGGCAGACAUGUGGAGAAUAUCCUCUUUUUUAACAAACACUUGCUGUUACAAAGACCAAAUAGUAACUUAUUGCAAAUUAAUUCGCACUACAAUUUGCGAAAUAUAUCGAAAUGGGAAAAAAGUUUCAUCAGGUUACAUUGGACCCAACACUAGAAUAAUUUAUCGGUCUGAUUCUUCACGACUUGUGUUUUUUAUUCAAAUGUCAUCAGAAAUGUGGCACUUUGAAGAACAAGGUCAUAUUAUUUUUCACAAAAUGAUAAACUCUUUUUUCCCAGAAGUUUUUAAGCGCUGGCGCAAUCAAGACUCUCAUCACGUUGUUACUAUUAUUUUAUUUACUACAGUAGAUACCUCUAGUGAUAAUAAACGCCUUCAGCAUGGCGAAACUGUUAAGACCAAAACUGACUACUUUCGCGUAGUUGUUGAUCAGCUUGAUGUUUGCAAUAAUUGGGAUGAAAUAAUGGAAAAACUACGUUAUGAGUUUACGCGUUUUGAGAAAGAUGUUUUAUUGGAAAAGAGCGGCAAAAUAACAGGUCGCAUUGUUCCUGCAGUAAAGGGUAACAUUCUUGAAGCCAUCAAUAUGGUUACAACAUUAGUUUCAGGAAAAUACCGGGAUCGUGAUCUUCGAAGAACUGGUGUUCAGGCUUUAAUUGUAACCCCUGGAACCGGCAUUUAUGACGUGGAUUAUGAUUUAUUAUAUGAGACAAGCACCAAACUUACAAACUUAGAAAUCGGCAUUGAUUUAGUGUGCCUGGGACGUCCACCUUUGCAUGUUACCCCGCUUUUUCGAUUUAAAGAUAAGCGAAGAGGUGGAUUAAUCAGUCAUUGCGUUCCUAGCUGGCUUGACAUUUCUUUUUGGUCAUCAAAUGAACGGAAGGGAAGUCAAUGGAUUCCUCGCUGCAAAAUCUAUGAAAUUCAAAUGAUGGGUGUAAUGGAAAACGAAGUAAGUUCAAUUGCGAUUGACCAUCUUCCACAAGUUCCAAACUAUAAAUCAAUGGAUGAAGAAAUGGAUCAAUAUGAUUGUCAGGUUUUUUGUAUCUCAGAACCAUCUAAAACUUUGAUUUUAGAAGAUGACAAAAAACGAGAUCUUGAAUAUGCACCAAAGAUUAUCAAAAGUACCCGAGAGUCCGUUGCUCCACAACAAACAGAAUAUGCAAGACCGAUCGUCACUGCUGUGAAAUCUACCAUUGGAAUUGAUGUUAGUGGUGUUGAUGUGCCAAUUGUUCAGCCCAAAAAAUCAGCCCUCACUUCACUCUUGUGUGCCGAUAAAGCUAUCAAGCGUGCGGUUUCAUCAUCUUCGUCGGCAAUGUCACCAUCUUUAUCAGCGGUGAGUUCUUUAGGCUCUGGUACUGAAACUGCUCCUCAAUCUCCUAAUUUUUUGCCUGUAUCAAGUCCAGCUGUCAAUAGCCAAACUCUUAAUAGUCCUGCUACUACAUCUGCCGCUACCGGAUCGAUUAAGUCAAUCAACAAAGCUAAACUCUUUUGGAAAAGAGCAAGUACACUUACAUUACGUUCUUUCUACAGAGGUGGUGAUGAUACUAAUAGUAAUAAUCCAGAGCCUGACAAAUCUGUCACCCCCUCUCAAUUGGAUGAUGCUGAAAACUUAAACGCACCUUUCAAAUCAUUUGCAGAUAUUACUAGAGUUUCGUCUUCUGCUUCUCUUCAAACAAACAGUAUGUCUACUGGGAUGGCGUCCCAGAACAGUGAUUCAAAUCCUAUAUCACCUACAAUUAAAAGCAGUUCCGCAUCUAUAUUGGCUCAUGAUUAUAACGAUGCACCUUUAAACACAGAUUCAAUUGCCACUUUACCAGGGCCACUUAGUACUCUAGUGGGGCCAUUAGCGACAAAUUUCCCCGCAUCAGCUAUAAAUACAGUGACUUCUGUUAUUUCUAAUCCGACAUUGUCAACUAUUGGCAUGACAAAUAAACCUUCAAGCUCAAUUAUGGGAACAUAUUCUGAAACAUUAUCAUCUGAACAAAAUGACAAUUUUUCUACCAGGCCUUCUUUAUCAGUUGCAAUUCAACCACAAGAACAAAAUUCAUCUUUAAGUCAUUUAUUUCCUAUUAAUAACAACCACAAUUUGGUUAAGUUGGAAGAAGUUAGCAAAAAUGACGCUGACACUGUUAGUGAUGUUCCUGGAAAAGGUCAAGGCGAUAACACACUUAAAACUCCUAUCGUUACGAGUCCAUCAACUGGAAAUAACUCUUCAGUGGUGUCGCCUAUUUCCCCAUCUGUCCCAACAUCUAAUUUGUCUAGUUCAGUCAAACAAAAUGAUAAGAACUUAGAGGGCUUAAUCCUAAAUCUUCAAAGCAGCCUUUUAAGACCUGAAAGAACCGUUAAAGCAUCUUCUAAUAGCAAUACUGGGCCUUUUGGGAAGAUUUCUGGAGCAACAAAAUUAAAUAACAUUUCCAGCAUACCUCAUGUACAAGCAAUGCCUAUAACACAAGCUCGGAAAAGGCUGGAUUUGGAUUUUAUGGCUAAUGCUCAUCAUGAAACCACAGUCACAACUCAAGCUAUCACCAAACAAACUACUGGCUUAAAUGAAGUUAGUUCACAAAAAAUGCCUGAAUCAAAAAUUGACGUGCAAUCUAAUUCAAAUAUUGCUGGUCUUUCAAACUCACUUUCAUCUCAUGAGUUUAAUCAAAUUGUAAAGAAAGGCAAGAGCAAAGCAGAAAGGCGUGAAGAAGAGCAUUCUAUGUGGAUGACAAUUGACAAUCCGUCAAAUGUCCCACAGGGUAUGAUUAUUGAUAUUUCUAACUACGGCCGUUGGCAAUACGUUUAUCCUCAUAAAAUUAAGCGUAGGACUGUUAAAUGGCGUUCGCUUAUAUCUCCUGCCGCACUUCCUCUUCUUUCUUCAAAUUUUCCUUCUUUACUACAGUUGCGCCAAAAGUAUUCAGUUCAAAAUUAUGAUGCCAUUUUAAAAACAGAUACCUCUGAAUAUCAAUCAACUACAGAACUCGUAAUGGAAAUGGUUGCUAUCAGAAUAUCAAUGGGGUUUCAGAUCAUAUCAGUAAAAGAAGUCUCAUUUGCGGAAAGAGUGUUAUUCAAUGGUAGCCCAAAUAGUGUGGUUGAGAUUGUUCAAGACGAUGCAUCCGGAAAGAGAUUUUACAUGUCACUUGGGAGUCAAAUCCAUCGCAUAUCUUUUGAUAGUGGAACAAACGUUAAUGUUCGAGUUUACACAAAGCACGAUGCAACUUCACUACUAUCAGAUAAUCACAAACUUGGUGUGAAUGAAAAUGGCUGGUCAGAGAAGGAAUACAAUCCACUUGUUAAGACUAGAUUUUUGGACAGUUACAAUAUAUUAAGAGUUAAGAUUAACAGUGGUAUUCCUACUUUUAAUUGGAACCAAAUUGAUCAAAUCCUUACUGGAUACGAGGACUAUGUUUUAAAUGAUCCUCGUAUGUAUCGAAUGCGUCUAGUUUUGAUACCAGUUGAUAUUCCUCAGACUAUGACUAAAUUUCCUGAUGGUCAACAUAAACUAACUGCCGAAGAGAUUCGAUUGGAGGGCCUUCGUCGAUUAGCUUCUACUCUUCAUCGCGACCGAUAUUAUUCUGCUCGCGAUGAAAAAAGCGAAGCAGAAAACUUAAAAAGAGAUGACAUAAUUCCAAAAAUCAGUUUUUAUACAGGAGAUUUGACAUCUUUUUUGCUAAGCAUGGACUAUAACACAGACGAUCUAAAUAUUUCUUCCUCAUCUUCAGCCAACGGUGGCGGAAAGAAUACACUUUUUAUUAUGCCAACAGAAAGGUUUACUCGAAAAAGUUUUGCACGGUUAUCUCAAUUAGCUACAGAAUUGGUAUCGGAUCGGGGAGUUAAGUGCAUUGAUCGAUCAUGGCAUUGGAAAAAACAUGCACACUGUUUUAUUGGAACAGAAAUGGUAAAUUGGUUGCUUAUGAAUUUUCGUGAUAUUGAAACGGCUGAUGAAGCUGUAGAAUACGGUAACUACCUGAUGCGUAAUGGCUUGUUUCAUCAUGUGGAAAAUCGUCAUCCUUUUCUGAAUGGUCACUACUUUUAUCGACUAUCGCCAGAAUAUGAUGAGCAAUCAAAUUCCAAUAAAUCAUGGUUUUCCAGCUCACGUCCUGAUCAAAAUUCAAAAAGGCCAGAUUCAAGCUCUGGGGACUCUUCAAUGAUUCUUAGUAAGAUUGGACGACACCCCCAAUCAUCUACAUCUUUAAAAGAUUUAGGCUCAUCAAUGCAUAGUCUCGGUCACAAAAGGUCAGGUAGUAUGGAUGACUCGGCACCAGCAUCUCCUGCUCUUUUAGGGCAGAGACAAACUCAACAACCAAAAAAUACAUCCCCGGGACUUCAUGGAAUUUCUAACAGCAAUCGUUCAGUUUCUCAAACUCAGGGAAGUGGAACUUCUGGUUUAUCAGGUGGAACUAAUAUGUCUGAAAGCACAGAUUCUUCACCAAAACCACGUGUUGAACUAUCACGCUCUAUGAGGUAUAAUCUUGAUAAAACCAUUCCCAAAAAAUCAUCUCGUCCAGAAAUUUUGACAGUUCAUUUGGACCGAGUCCAUAACCCUGAAAAUUGUUUUCAGCUCAGACUUGAAUGGCUUAACACGACACCUAAAUUUAUUGAUGAAAAACUAGUGUAUAUAACUCAACUCACUGAGAAAUAUGGUCUGCGGUUAGUGCAAGUUCCAUUGCAAGAAAUCAAUCAACUGAAAUACACUAAUCCAUUUUGUUCACUAUUUCCUGUGAAAAUGGCGAUUGAUCCCCGAUCUAUCAUUCGUUUAAAAAAUCAAGCAAACAGUACGAAUAAUCCGAAUUUCUUUAAAGAUCUUCGAUCGCCAAUACCCAAUAUCAUUGAAGAGCCUCUUGUUGAUGAUGAAUGGUAUUACCACAAGUUUGUUCUUAAAAAAUGUGACUUUGUAUACGAUAUGGGCCCAUUCAGCAGUACUCUCACUAGCAGGUUUAAUGUGACAUUUUCUUGGGGAGACCAAACCUACAAAAGCAUUCAAUACAUCCAUAAGUCUGGGCUUUGUAUUGCACAGAUUGUGGGGGAACGAGAAUUUGUUCUCAUGAUUAACUCCUUGGCUGUCAAUCGUAUUGACCCUUCGAAAAGACGAGAAAACAAUCAGCCUGAGGAGAUUUUGGAAAGAUUCAAAGAAGUGUGCAUGGAUACUUCUCAGCUCAUGACGUGGUUUGAUGAAGCCAUUCAAUUGUGGAAAAACAAGGAACAGUCUGAUGUAGUACAAAACUCCAACCCGUCAUCAACUAACUCAACCCCACAAAUGACAUCUCAAGGUUAA